AUGAACUACUUCACGGUACCGAGCAUUCGAAAGUCUCUAAGAGUCUCUGGUGGAGCUACCUAUAGCUAUGCAUUCGUUUCUGCGCAGGGACAGAAAUCAAUUUUAUUGUUUUUGCACGGCUUCCCCUCGUCUUCAUACGAUUGGCGACACCAAGUUGCGUGGUUCUCGUCAAAAGGAUAUGGGAUAAUCGUUCCCGAUUUGCUGGGUUACGGAGCAAGCGACAAGCCGAUGUCUUUGGAGAGUUACGGACUGAAACGGAUGGUGAAUGAUUUGGUAGAUAUACUGGAAGCUGAAUGCGCCGAAAAGGUCCAUGCGGUGGCCCACGACUUGGGUUCUCACCUUCUAUCCAGAUUUGCCAACUAUUUUCCCAACAGACUUCAUUCUGCGACUUUCAUCGCUGUGCCAUACAUACCGCCAGCUCAACUUUUAGAUCUGCAAAGGAUCAAUGACGUGUCAAAAUCCACAUUGGGCUACGAACGGUUUGGUUAUUGGAACUUUUUCAAGAAAGAAGAGGCUGGGUCGAUAAUUGCGAACCAUGCUGAAUCGUUCUUUUCGAUUUUCUAUCCUUCCGACCCUUCCUAUUGGGAAACUUACCUGGCCCCAUUGGGAGCACUAGAAGAUUGGCUGCAACACGAUCGCAGAACGGUGAUGGCGGCAUACAUCACUGAGGAAGAGUAUGAGAUGCAUUCACGUAUCUUCCAAGGAGAGUACGGGCCAGCACUGAAUUGGUUCAAAUACCGGAUUGCAAAUGGUGACUAUGAGGAAGAAUGUAAGGCUGAGAUCAAUCCUGUUCUUAAAAUGCCUGUCCUAGUGCUACAGGGGACUAAAGACAAGAUCGCAAUUCCGCAACCAAAGGAGCAAGUAGGCACGUGCAUCAGAUUCCUAAAAGUUUUGAAUCUACCUACAGGUCACUGGAUCCACCUGGAGGCUAAAGACGUCGUCAAUAGGGAACUAGAAGAGUUUGUCCGGCAAAGCGAACAUUCUGGUCGUGUUAUCUGA
Molecule: messenger RNA, 999 nt
Organism: Truncatella angustata
Lineage: Eukaryota; Fungi; Ascomycota; Sordariomycetes; Amphisphaeriales; Sporocadaceae
Product: putative epoxide hydrolase
Exons: 3
Coding region: 1-999 (332 amino acids)
Molecular function (GO): catalytic activity
Source: RefSeq, a predicted model, not a curated record